CAGACUGACAAGCAAUGAUUGGUUUAUGACUUAAAAUCAUGAAUAUUUGAAUAUAUCAAAGUAGUUUCAAUAUUUUACAACACAAACUUGUUGUGAUGGCCGUAACAGCAUUCAUUCUUUCGUCAUCUCUUAUUUUUCGGGUUAUCAUACUAUGGAUAGCUAUCACAGACUUUUUGCCGAGAGUGUCAGGGCACCGAGAAACAGUAAACUCGAGAAUGCACAACUUUAUGGGACCAACUGUUACUUCUCGGCAACGGAUGUUUACAAGUGACACAGACGCUGGCACAAUUAAUAAAAGCCUCCCACAAAGUAGGUUGUUCCAAUCACAUCCCCAGGGUUGGCAACCAAAUAUAGGUGACCUUUUUCAGAACCAAGCAACUCCCUCUGAGUCGGGAAAACAAUUUUUUAAAACAUGGACAUCAUCAGAUUCUAAACAAGACAAAAAUGUCGGUAGCAGUCUUUCAAGAGAUGAGUUCCUGCAAUCAAAACUACUAAAUAACAGAGUAUCAGGCUUUCAAUCGUGGUCGUCAAAACCAACGUUCAUCAAUAGCGGAAAAUUUUCAGUAACAGAUAAAUUAGGCAAUGAAGAUAACAAUGCCACUACCAAUGCAAUGAUGAAGAAAUUUUUCCAACAGUUUCAGUCUAUCAACAAUAUCAACAAUAUGUCAAAUGAUGGAACAGUUGAAUUCCGUACAUGGUCAUCAGGUCAAUCACCAUCAAUGAAGAGCGGUGAUUCAAUACCUACUCCAGUGUUUUAUAAAUUCAGAGAAAAUGGAAACGAUUCAAAACAUAACAACAAGCAACCAGAACCCAUUUCUUUGAACGGAAAUAUCGACAUCUUACCUUUUCAAAAUCUGCAACAAAAAGAAAAUAUGGGAGUGGAAAGACUCCAACCUUUUCCUAACGUUGGACACACCAUAAACCCAAGGUCAUUUACAAAACCAUCUGAAACUUUUCAGACCAUGUUUGAAAGAUUAAUGCUACCUUCAGCUGUACCUUUUUCAAGUGAACAUUUUAUCAACAUGCCGGAAAGUAUUAAAAAGCGCAUUGAAGCAAGACGUGCUCUGCAGGCUAAAAAUGCUAAUAAAGCAGAAAGAGAAAAGGGAACUAAAAUUGAUCGGUUAUUUAAAAAACUUCCUCUGUCGGAUUUCAAAAGAGAUCAUUUAAAGGUUUCCAGUCACGAAAUUCAAAAAAGACUAAAACAAAUUGUAGCAGACUGGGUCUCAAACCAAACUGAUUCUCGUAAACAAAAUGAAUCGAAAGUACAACAAACUGGAGGUAAGACAGAUCUUUCAAAAGUCAACGUUUAUAAUCAAACUGAUCAAAUUGUUAAUGAUAAGAACAACAAGUCUUAUUUGGAUAAAGUACAUGUUAUCGAAACACGCUCUCCUUUGACAACACAGACACCAGCGGUAAGUACUUCAAAUCAACCAGAAGGCACGCUUAAUAACAAUCAAAGAUACGUUGAAUUAGUUAUUGAUUCAAAUAAAACAGCACCAAAACAUAUGCCACAAAUUACUUUACCUGUUGAAGAUGCUGGUAGAAAACAUUUUAAGAAACAAGUUCAAGACAAACUUUCUACUGUUAGUGUAAAACGUUUUCAAACAUCUAAAUCAGGCUCGAAUAUGGAACCUUCAUCUAACGAAAGGUUAUAUAUAAGUUUACGUAAUGGAUUACUUAAUGAUGGGGUGUUUAAAAGAAAUGAAACAAAAUAUUUGCCCGAUUUGAAAAGUGGCGUAGCUGAAAAUAAUCGUUCUGGAAAACAUAUCAAUGGCACAAAAUCUUUAGUUUUACAACUGACAAACGAAACAGUGUCAAUUAAACACAAUGAAAGUUUUUUGAUAUCGCCUGACAAUAGUAACAUAAGUAUUCCUCUUCAGAUUCCAAAAUCAUUUAAUACAAAGGCAGCACAUAUUGUGGAUACAACAGGAAAUAUUGGCAAAAAAGCACCUUUUACAACUUCUAGAUAUUUUGUAACCCAGUCAAAUGUGAAUGUUGAUAUAAAUACAGAACAAAACCGUUUUACAACACAGCCGUUCUCUCCUCAUACAAGUGCGGCGUCAUCUGUUGUUUCCAAAACUACAGGGAAAGAACAGAAAAACAAUUUUUCAAGAGAUCAGUACAGUGCAGUAACACAGCAACAUAUUGCAAAGCAAAACAAAUCUAAAGAUAUGUAUAUGUCACAUAUGCAAGAAACUACGACGCAAAGUAAAAUUAUAACAGCAGAACCGAAAACGGAAAGCCUUAAGACAAUAGCAGAUAACAAAUUGUCAUCGCACUUGAAUAUGGAAUCAAAAGAAAAUAUGACAGGAAAUCAAAACGUUACCUCGCCAACUUUUAUUAAAGAUAAUCCUAGUGUUACGACAAAGUCUACCCCAGAAAAGGGUGUAGCAAUGGGUUUUGAAAUGACUAAUAAUGAUGUCUUAUUAUCAAAAAGUGUUGGUGUUAACAUGUCCUUAUCAAAAAUAUCGCAUACAGUACCAACAAUAAACGCUAUAAGAACGUCAGAAAUGUAUCAAAAAUCUAAAUUGAGUACCAAUUCACCACUACAAACAACAGGAGAAAACAGUCAAUAUUUUUCUGUGCAAGCAAACGACUAUAAUACUAAGCUUCCGACAGAACCUACUCACAACCCUCACAUGUCGGCAGAACCCAUUUUGGAAGCAACAAGCUUGUCUAAUAUUAACAACAAAUCAAAUGAUAGCUUCUUGUUUGACUUAAAAGCCAACGAAAACAUCGAUAAAACGACAAAUCAAAGACAAACAAUACAAAAUAAGUUAACAUCUACUGAGGCAAUCCAGGUUGUAAAAGUAUUGAAGUUUCCAGUCAAUGGCAACUUUGUUAAUAUAAACACUGGACAAGUUGUUUUAAAAACAACAGACAUUCCUUUAUUUAAAAAUGUUGUGAGAGAAAAUAUAAACGAACAUGUAUCUUUAGGAGCUGCAAAUGUUAAAUCUGCAACCAUUGAUGCAUAUAAAACGACUCUCGCUUAUCACCAAAGUGCAAAUCCUUUGACACAAGCUGGCAACGAGAAAAUCAAGUUUACUCAAGAAGAUGUAGAAGUCCCUACAGAUAGAGAUUUCGUAUAUUCAAGCAUGACAACAACAGAAAGUGUAUAUCCCAUAAAAUCGAAAUCGCCCAUAACUUUUAUUGCUAGUCAAGAUGAUCAGAAAAUUGGAAGUAACACACACAUCACUUCAAAUGUAUCGGAAAUCACUAAAAGUAAUAAAGCAGAGGUAACAGAUACACCAUCAACCAGUAGAAUGAAUGCAUAUAGUUCAACACCGAGUGUGACAGAGUACCAAUCUACAAGCGGUACAGAUACACAUAGUUCUCAUAUUACUAAACAUAUUCAAACGAAAGGCAGGAUUAUUUCUGAAGAUAGUUCUAGCACGACACGGCAAGUAAAAACAGAUGUUACUUACGAAGCACAAAUUAGCUUAAUAUCUCAAUCUGCUGAAAGUCAAGGAAAGAAGAAGGCAUCUCAAAUUACAAAACCAUACAAACCCUUACAGCAUACCACAGCGCAACCGAUUAUAACAACUGAUUUGCCAAAAACAAUUAACGUUAAACAAAACACAAAAGGACAUAAUGAUUAUCGUCAAAGUCUAGGGACGCACAGUGAAAGUAUUAAAAUGAUAGGUGUAACAAAAUCCUUAUCUAGAGCUUUAGCCCAGCAAACCGAUAUACUUUAUAAAAAUAGUAAUGGCAUGAAAAGCAAGUCAGUGCAAUUCCAAAGAAUCUCUACUAGACCGAAAACUCUACUACCUAGGCUUGUAACAGAAAGUCCGUCUGAAAUAUUGCCAGUUGUAAAGGAAGAUCAUUUAAAACGUGCACACAUGGAGGGUGUCAAUGGGAUAACGCAUAAAUCACAACAAAUAAUAAAAAGAACAUUAGGACCUAAAGAAUAUUAUUAUACGACAACCCCAUUUGUUGGGCAAUCAUCUAAAAUCAUAACAAGUAACAAACCAGAUAUAAUGAACAUUACAACUAGAAUAAAUGGAAAACAAGAAAAUAGAGAAAAUAGGAAGGUUAAAACAAAGAAAGAGAAAAAAGUGUCUGAACGUAAAACUGAUGUUACACCAAGGAUGACGAAAGCUAAAAGUAAUGGAAAACAAGUCGUAGCUAAAGUAACUGCAAGUUCUAAACAACCAGAAUCGCAUCAUGAAACAACAGAAAGAAAAAUAGUUAAAGAUGUUCUAACUACUAUAAGACCAGAAAUAAAGCAAUUAAAAUAUUUCACAAGGUCUGAGGUAACAAGAAUACAUCGGAAUGAUCCCCACCCCUUUUCAAGCAACACACUUUUAAAAGACGAACACACAAAAAAUACUAGAAACAUAAAUGCGAUCUCUCCCAAAACUGAUAAAUCUUUAAGAAAAACAAACAAUCAAAAGGUACCAUAUGAUGUGUUAGUAGAUAAAGUCAAAGAAAGAAACACAAAGUUAUUACAAAAUAAUCUUAAGGCCAAUAUUUUGCAGCAUAACAUUGGAAAUAAUAGUGGUGUCAAAAUAUCUUUAUUUCCACUUUUUAAAGAACCUUCUGAGCACAACAAAAUAAAGAUUGAUCAAAUUACUCAAAAGUCUAAAGUUAUUUCGUACGACCCUCAGCGGCCAGUGCUACCGGGAAAUGCUGGUCCAAUGCAGAAAUCUAAAAGGAUGAACAAAUUUUCAACGUUUGACAGGGUGGCAGGUAGUAGGAAAUGGAAACCUAGACGAAACAAAUUUGAAGAAUUGCUUCUUGAACUAACAAGAAAACGGAAUGCUCGUGUAACUCCAAAACCUAAAUUACAGAUGUCGGAUAAAAAGGUACAAAGACAAAAGCCUAAGUAUAGUUCAGUUUCUAGUUUCCACGACAAUAAAAAUGCUAUGUCAGUGACCAAUAUCAUGAAGAAAAUGAAAGGUAUGCAAAUUAACACUAAGCCUGAAAUACGUAGAUCUAAGUUAGACAACCCAAUUGAGCGCGGUAAUUUUGAUAUUUCAUCAUCAACACGUAACAAAAACGACCAGAAUAGAAUUGGGAUUCAAAGGGACACUAAGCCAGGAAUAGGUUCUACUAAACAACUGGAACAACUUCUUGCUGAAAACACAGGCAAUUCUUUUCAGCUUUUCAGUUUGCCAAAAUACACUCGUAAACAGGAAUCAAAACCAGCCAACGGAGUGUAUCUUCAACCUCACAGCAAAACAAGCCCCGUGUCAAUUCUUGAUUUGUUACACAAUGGUAUCACGAAAAUAAAAACAAAAAAGAACCUGGAACCAGUAUUACCAAAGCUAGCUGGACGUGUUUUUAAGAAUAACAUUCUAAAUAAGUCUCCAUUGAAAACUUCCACUGAGCCAUCGAAUCCACUUUUGAAGCAAAGAUUGCCGCAAAGAGAUCCGUCUCCUGAAAUUAAACCAGUUUGGCUUCAAAAUGUUUUACAACCCAGUGGAGUCAAACACAAUGUAAUUGGAUAUAUGCAAAAUGAAGUAGGGCAGAAUGAGAAACGUUCGAUGGGUAUUGGUAAACCUCGGGAGUUUAAGAAAGAAAUUAAGGAUCAAAUCAAUGAGAAUAAACCAGUGAAUAGUGAGACCAAAAGUGGUAUAAAUAUACUAAAUAGUUUACUCUCAGGUCAAGUGAAACGUGAUGGACAAGUUCAAUUGUUCAAUAUUGCGCCACCUUCUUCCUAUACAAAAGUUUCAAAAAUGUUGUUUGAUCCCAGCAUUAUUCCGAAGAACACACCAAACAAUCCAUUCAAACCAUUAAAUGUUGACCGAAUAUCUCAUAGGAAAUCAUAUUUGGAUGCAGCUAAUUUAAAUAAAGGAAAUAAUGUGAAUCGGCAACAAAAUUCUAAAAGCAACAUAAACAACAAGGAAAGGACUUUUCAUUUGACACCAUCUCAUGUUAAAAAGGAAAACGUGUUGACAAGUAAUCCGGAUAAACAUGAAAGUAGAAAUAUGGUAAUACGGAGAUGGUUGGACAAAUUUAAAAGUGAGUCUACACAAAACCCGAUUCCAAAAACCCAAAUUAGUAAACAAAGCUUGGAAAGCAGAACGUCGCGACCAAAUCAAGAUGUAAGAUUCAGAGGAAUAAAACCAAAGAGAAUUAACCUUUUUAAUAGUUUUGAAAGUUCACCAGUGUUUACUCCAGUAGCACGUGAUAAGACAUCUAUUUAUAGAGAUGAACCUAAACAAAAUGCCUUACACAGGGAACGCUCAGCAUUUAAAACUCGUAAGAAUAAACAGUUUAUGACUGAAUAUAGACCAAACGAUGAAAUUCCAAAGAAACCAACAUAUCAACACAAACAAGUUGCAGCCUCGAAACCAAAGGUAAUAAACCUAUGGGACAUCAGUUCACCGAUAUUUGGGAAUGCACUGCUUGAACAGAUUUCGGCGGUCGACAAUAGAGAGCAGAACAGCGUACCUAUUAUCAAUCAUAAGGUUACUGAUAGUGUUGGAAACAGAAAAGAAACAAAUAAAAAGAAAGACAUACACAAAAAAUUGGCCCCAUUCAACGGGUCUAUCAAAAAGCUUUUAUUUCCAAAGCAAUUCGUUUUUUGAAGAGUGAAUCAUUUAAAGUUGACGCGUGACUGUUAUCCUAAAUUUCUUACAUCUAACAACAAAAUGUAUUUCACUCUCAAAAUGUAAAUAUAUACGUACGAAAUAUAUUUGACUCGCUAAGACUUUGGAUCUAUAUCCAAAUAUUAUAAGUCAAUGAAUACAGUGUUAAUAAUUGUCAAAGACACUUUAACCAGCUUGAAGCAAUAGAUCUAAUAAAAAUGCUCAAAACCGAGAUACUUACUCAAUACCUUAUCAUCUAUUUCAAUUCUGAUUGUGUGAUAUUAAACGCUUCUUGUGAUAUAUAAUACACUGCUUGAAGCGUCUGUUGUGGUGAACACUCCUAGGAAAAUGUUUCUUCACCUAUUCAAUCUCUCGUUUUAUCAUAAAUAUAUUGUGCGAGAAAUUAAAACAAAUAGGUGAUGAUAGACAGAGUAACACUGUGUCAGCACAAAGCCCAUACCCCAGCAUUCUCUUGGACGUGUUGUCAAUCAAACACUUAAACCAGCGAUCCGGAAAGGCAAGGGAAAGGCAUAGAUAAAAUUAAACUUGCGAUUUUUGUCAGAUGCAUCAGUACAAUUAACAACCUAAGUCAACAACAAAUCGAGUAUGGCUGUCAAAUUAAAGACACCUUUGUUAAUAAAUGAAUUGGUCAUUGUCAUGUUUAUUUCAUCAUUUUUAGGAAAGACUAAAUCACUUAGCACCAAAACAGAUCGAUUCUUGCCGUCAUAUCAAAGACAACCGCACAUCGUUAAUAAAUGUAUUGUUUAAGCCACAAUGAUGUGUAUUUCAUUAUUUUCAGGAAAUGGUUAAAAAAACGAGCUAAGCUGGAUUUUAACGAUCUGUAUUUAGAAGUUAAAAUUUAACCACUUAUUUUUAAUAAAUAUUAUACCAGAUACAUUUUCAAUAUUUUUAGAUUACAGUUCUCUUUGUGCAUGUAUGAUUUUUAUUGUAAUUGUAAAUUUAUUUGAAUUCGUAAAAUAAAUGAUUUUA
Molecule: messenger RNA, 7523 nt
Organism: Ruditapes philippinarum (Manila clam)
Lineage: Eukaryota; Metazoa; Mollusca; Bivalvia; Venerida; Veneridae
Exons: 3
Coding region: 96-6533 (2145 amino acids)
Source: RefSeq, a predicted model, not a curated record